CUUAUAGUUUUCUAAAAAUAGUACUCAAACAGAAAAAAAAAAUGGAAAGACGCUUGAAGUCUAAAUUAGCUCCAAAAUUGGAAAGGAAAUAUGUGGAGAAAAAUAGAAGGAAUCAUAUGAAGAAUCUAUGUAAUCAACUUCAUUCCAUGCUCCCUACUCAUUCCUCUUCCUCUAAGGAAACAACAAUGACAGUACCUGAUCAAAUAGAUGCAGCAGUGAAGCACAUUGAAACCUUGAAAAUGAACUUAGAGAAGAACAAGAAGCACUUGGAAGAAUUGAAAAUGGGCCCAAAGAAGGCCCAAUCACUCAAUCAAACUAAUGAGCCCGGCCCAAUCACAAAGUCACCACCUCAGAUUGAAUUCCAUCAAAUGGGCCCAAACAUGGUCGUGGUUUUAAUAAAUGGCCUUCAGAAUAUAGCCACUUUUAAUAACAUCAUUAGGUUGUGCCAUAAGGAAGGUGUUGAAGUUAUAUCUACAAGUUUUAAACUCAAUGGAAACUCUACUCUACAGAUUUCUCAUGAAACUAAGGUGCAAAUCAAUAAAAGUUCACCAAUGGAAUUUAAGGCAACAAGUCUUUGUGAUAAGAUGAAGGAGUUGAUUUAUGGACCAUCUUGCAACAAUGACAUUGAAUCAAACCAACAUCUAUGGGACUACAUUAUUGAAUCUGGACUUAUAGAAUUUAAUGCAAUAGAGUUACCACCAAUAGCAAGUCAUAUGGAAAAUAUUUAUGAAACUCCUAGCUUUUUCUAAGUU
Molecule: messenger RNA, 752 nt
Organism: Solanum stenotomum
Lineage: Eukaryota; Viridiplantae; Streptophyta; Magnoliopsida; Solanales; Solanaceae
Product: transcription factor bHLH162-like
Exons: 3
Coding region: 42-749 (235 amino acids)
Biological process (GO): regulation of transcription by RNA polymerase II
Cellular component (GO): RNA polymerase II transcription regulator complex
Molecular function (GO): protein dimerization activity; DNA-binding transcription factor activity, RNA polymerase II-specific; RNA polymerase II transcription regulatory region sequence-specific DNA binding
Source: RefSeq, a predicted model, not a curated record